GUUUAAAGGUUUUUUUAUGGGGGGUUGAGAGAUAAAUAUUUAGAGACGAUAUUCUCACGUUGUUUUAAAUUUUCUUUUUCCUUUAUUGUUAAUUUUACUUUAUUCGGUAACAAACACACGGGCUUCAAAAUGCCAAAUAAAAAAAGUGUAUGUAUUAUUGGGUCCGGAAAUUGGGGCUCCGCAAUUGCAAAAAUUGUUGGAGUGAAUUGCAAGCGUCUCGAUUAUUUUGAAGAUCGUGUUACAAUGUAUGUAUAUGAAGAAAUGAUUGAUGGAAAAAAAUUAACUGAAAUUAUCAAUACUACACACGAAAAUGUAAAAUAUCUUCCAGGACACAAACUCCCUGAAAAUGUCGUUGCUGUACCAGAUGUCGUUGAAGCAGCAAAAGUUGCCGAUAUUUUAAUAUUUGUUGUGCCACAUCAAUUUAUUCGACCAUUGUGUUCAUCUUUAUUAGGUAAAAUUAAACCAACCGCAAUUGGAUUAUCUCUUAUCAAGGGAUUCGACAAAGCCGAAGGCGGUGGAAUUGACUUAAUUUCAAGCAUUAUUACAAGACAAUUGAAAAUUGCAUGUGCUGUAUUAAUGGGUGCAAAUUUAGCUAAUGAAGUUGCUGAAGAAAAAUUCUGUGAAACAACUAUUGGUUGCCGUGAUAAAAAACUCUCACCUCUUUUACGAGAUCUUAUUCAAACAGACAAUUUCCGGGUAACUGUUGUUGAUGACACCGAUGCUGUUGAAGUUUGUGGUGCUUUAAAGAAUAUUGUAGCAUGCGGUGCUGGUUUUGUCGAUGGAUUGGGAUUGGGUGAUAAUACAAAAGCAGCUGUAAUUCGUAUAGGAUUAAUGGAAAUGAUUAAAUUCGUUGAUGUGUUUUACCCUGGUUGUAAAUUGGCUACGUUUUUUGAAAGUUGUGGUGUAGCUGAUUUAAUUACAACUUGUUAUGGUGGACGUAAUCGUCGUGUUUCAGAAGCUUUUGCCAAAACUGGCAAAUCAAUUCGUGAACUUGAGGAAGAAAUGCUUAACGGACAAAAAUUACAGGGACCAUUCACUGCCGAAGAAGUCAAUUAUAUGUUGAAAAAUAAAAAUAUGGAAGCCUCUUUUCCAUUGUUUACUGCUAUACAUAAAAUUUGUACAGGACAGAUUCCAGUAAAUGUUUUUAUUGAUCAAAUUCGCUGUAACCCAGAUACUGUACAUCAGAGUGAUAUAUUGUUGCAUACUUCUUCCAAAUUGUAAUAUUUAUUUGCAACUCAUCUGCUGUGCAUUGGACUUUGUGUGCGUGUGUGUCUCGUAUUGUUUUAUUUGUAAUUGGAAAUAAAAAUGGUGUGGAAAAGUACAAUAAAAAUCAUGAUGCCAAAUUACUGAAAUUCAU
Molecule: messenger RNA, 1357 nt
Organism: Chrysoperla carnea
Lineage: Eukaryota; Metazoa; Arthropoda; Insecta; Neuroptera; Chrysopidae
Gene: Gpdh1
Product: glycerol-3-phosphate dehydrogenase [NAD(+)], cytoplasmic
Exons: 7
Coding region: 130-1221 (363 amino acids)
Biological process (GO): glycerol-3-phosphate catabolic process; carbohydrate metabolic process
Cellular component (GO): glycerol-3-phosphate dehydrogenase (FAD) complex; cytosol
Molecular function (GO): protein homodimerization activity; NAD binding; glycerol-3-phosphate dehydrogenase [NAD(P)+] activity
Source: RefSeq, a predicted model, not a curated record